AUGUGCCGCAUCGACCGCAACGGGUGCAACCAUGUCUUCCACCCGAUCACCCUGUGCGUGGUGCUGAUGUGCCUGCCCAUUGCUCUCGGUGUACUGUUUGGAAGUGUGCUGCCCAAUGCCCGCGAACUAGCGUCGUACGUGGAGACGACGUGCGAGUAUCGCAACACCACAGCGACGAGCUACGGCUGCUGCACCAUCGAGAACUGCAUCUGCGCCGAGUGCACGGCAGGAACCGCUACCUGCAGCGCCAUGCAGUCGGCGCUCACCGCUGGCGAGUGCUGCAACGGGCCGCACUGCUGCCGGACCGAGUGCGAGACGUGCUGCACUGAUGAGGCAUACAGCGAGAGAUACAGCUGCCGCUGCCGGGGAUCGACGUCCUCGCGCCGAUGCGAUACCUGCUACCGCACCCGCUACCGCCGGGUCUGCCACACCUGCAAUUGCCGCUGCGCGCAAGAGGUCACCAAUCGCCACUGCCAAUCGGUGUGCGGACUGUGCUACAACCUCGCGACAACGUUAAUUGUCCACAUCAAGCGCGUGGCGAGUGGUGCGGUCUGCUGCCGCGAGUCGCCGCGCUUCCUCACCAGCAGAUGCGAGCGCGAUCGCACCGACUGCCGGGACUCAUGGCUUCGGUUCAAGGCCGACGGUGUGUCCCAGAAGUGCUGGUACCACGAGCGCAAUCCCGACGGCACGCUUCGCUGGGACCGACCAAAGCGCAACGUCGCCGCUGUCUUCUUCACUGUCCUCUUCUUCGUGCCCAUCGUGGCCUGGGUCUUGGCCACAGCGGUCUUUGUCGGCGUUGUUGCCAUGGACAGUUGCUGCCCGAGUACGUUUACGGCGCAUCCGGCCCUCUCAGCAUCAGAGCCGCGACACGUCGCGCCUGCGCUGCCAACCACGUCGCGUCUCGCCACCCGCUACCCCAGCUCGCACUCGGGAUCGAGCUCGUUGACCGAUGACAGCGGGCGCGGCGGCAGCAAGCCAAACAAGCCAGGCCGCCGGCAGGACCCGUCUCCGCCGUUUGCCCCUGGCCGGCGUAACAUGCCCACGCCAUCGGCUCCGCCGCCUGCCUAUGACGAUGUUGCCUGGUAA
This is a messenger RNA of Thecamonas trahens ATCC 50062, 1086 nucleotides long. RefSeq lists its product as uncharacterized. NCBI's taxonomy places the organism in Eukaryota, Apusomonadida, Apusomonadidae. The transcript has a single exon. Bases 1 to 1086 code for a protein of 361 amino acids. The record is from RefSeq and is a predicted model, not a curated record.